This is a messenger RNA of Nasonia vitripennis (jewel wasp), 678 nucleotides long. RefSeq lists its product as uncharacterized. Bases 1 to 678 code for a protein of 225 amino acids. The record is from RefSeq and is a predicted model, not a curated record. Gene Ontology annotation, biological process: DNA integration. Lineage: Eukaryota; Metazoa; Arthropoda; Insecta; Hymenoptera; Pteromalidae. The transcript is spliced from 3 exons. Gene Ontology annotation, molecular function: nucleic acid binding.
AUGGGUGCGCCCACUACAAUCACCACCGAUCAGGGUGCCCAAUUCGAAUCCAAGUUAUUUACAGAACUAUUAGCGAUCCUAGGAAUCAACAGGAUUAGAACCACUUCAUAUCAUCCUGCUUCAAACGGCAUGGUGGAGCGCCUCCACCUCAUGCUAGGACUGCGUACACGCAUUCGUCUAGACACAGACACCAAUCCAGCCGACUUAGUCUUCGAAAAAUCAUUGAGAAUCCCCGGUGACUUUUCGCUUUUCACCAACGAGGAACCAAACAUUCGCACAUUCUACAACGAAUUUCGCGACUACAUGCAUCAACUGACACCAGUCCCAGUUACGCGCAAAACUGCAGUCAAGCCAUUCCUACAUCAGGACAUAAAGACUUGUACUCACGUCAUCUCCCGCAAUAUGGAGAACCAGACUUUGAACAUCGAAGUCAAUGGCACACAGAAGACAGUGUCUUUGCAACGUGUGAAGCCUGCAUUUAUCAUUCAAGAGGAUCCUGACGGCACUAAGAAAAAUACUUCACCUGAACCGAUCAAUAUCCCCACUUCAACAGUCGCUAACAGUGCUCACCCAACACCUGAUACGUCCAAAUCUUCACAGCUACCAGCAAAAGACACACUUCCCGCAAACGAUCGUUCUGCACAUUCUGUACCCAAACAAACAAAUUCUUCUCCGUAA